AUCACAGCAGCAGCGGUGAAGAAGUGCUAGCCGCUAGCUUGUCAGACAAACGUAGCAAGCUAGCAUUAGCUGAAAUUUAUCCAAUGCCUAGCUAGCAUCGCUGCAGGUGUCGAAGAAAAUCAUAUGCAGCGAAAGAGAGGGAAGGUCGUAUCAAAGAGUUCCUGACAAAGACCGACCCUGCUUUCGACAACAUGGAGAAACAGUUGCAUUUAAACCUGUUAGCUUCCAGACCUCCUAUGGCUGGUGGGUUUCAGUCCGGCUCCAAAAUGAAAAUGGGACCUGGAAGGAAGAGAGAUUUCUCCCCCCUGCCCUGGAGUCAGUACUUUGAAACCAUGGAAGAUGUUGAGGUGGAAAAUGAAAAUGGCAAAGAUAUUUUCAGAAUCUACUGCAGUGGUUCCCAUGGUCCUGUGCUGCUCCUGCUCCAUGGAGGAGGCCACUCUGCUCUCUCCUGGGCAGUGUUCACUGCUGUCAUAUGCAGCAGGAUCAACUGCAGGGUGGUGGCUAUGGACCUUCGAGCUCAUGGUGACACCAGAGUGAAAAAUCCUGAUGAUCUCUCUGCAGACACGAUGGCCAAGGAUAUUGGAAAAGUGGUGGAGGCACUCUAUGGCGAGAACCCGCCUCCGAUCAUGAUUAUUGGACACAGCAUGGGUGGAGCCAUUGCAGUUCACACAGCCAUUGCCAAUCAUAUACCAUCCCUGCUUGGCCUCUGUGUCAUUGACGUUGUAGAAGGUACAGCAAUGGAUGCCUUGAACAGUAUGCAGAAUUUCCUCAGAAGUCGGCCAAAGACCUUUAAAUCUCUGGAGAAUGCUAUUGAGUGGAGUGUGAAGAGCGGCCAGAUCCGAAACAUGGAGUCAGCACGAGUGUCAAUGGGAGGCCAGGUGAAAAAAUGUGAGGAAUCCACCAGCAGUCCAGGUGUGUCUAAUAGCAUUGGUGAAGGUAUAAUAGAGGAGGAGGAAGAUGAAGAAGCAGAGGAAGAAUCCAAUAAGAAAAGGAUGAAGGAAGAUGAUCAGGAGAUAAAAAAGGAAAGCAUCUUUACCUGGCGGGUAGAGCUGUCAAAGACAGAAAAAUACUGGGAUGGAUGGUUCAGAGGCCUGUCUGCCCUCUUUCUCACCUGCCCUGUACCAAAGCUGCUUCUGCUCGCAGGAGUGGACAGGCUUGACAAAGACCUUACUAUUGGACAGAUGCAAGGAAAGUUUCAGAUGCAGGUCCUCCCUCAGUGUGGUCAUGCUGUCCAUGAGGACGCACCUGAAAAAGUAGCAGAUGCUCUAGCAACGUUUAUGGUCCGGCACAAAUUCACUGAGUUUAAGGAGGGAUACCUGUGCUAAUUUCCAGUUUUCAGUCUAUAUAUAGCCAGCAGCCAUAGAAGAAAUGUUUCAAGAUUCAUCGACAUCCUCGUACAAUUUAACAGCAAAUUAAAGAAAAUAUAACAAGCAUUAUUAUUAUUAUUAUUAUUGUUAUUGUUAUUAUUAUGCUUUUGUUAUUCAGAUACUUUGCCUUUCAGCUUUGCCUUAUUUUUAUUUAAAAAACACUGGGAUUUGAUUGUACGUUUCCUUUACAGUAUAUAUUUUUUAAAAACUCCGAAACGUAAUGCUCUCCUUGUUUCAUGUUUUAUUUUGAGUGAUUGCAUCAUUGUUGAUUAUGUGUUUGUAAUGUUUGAAUUCAAACUAUGAUUAAAGAUGGAUGCUGUAAAAAUGUCACCCAUGCUUGUAUAUUUGGUAUGUGUAUUAAAAGGACUUCAUGAU
This is a messenger RNA of Chelmon rostratus (copperband butterflyfish), 1742 nucleotides long. It is a transcript of the gene ppme1, whose product is annotated as protein phosphatase methylesterase 1. The coding region runs from base 192 to 1325 and encodes 377 amino acids. NCBI's taxonomy places the organism in Eukaryota, Metazoa, Chordata, Actinopteri, Chaetodontiformes, Chaetodontidae. The record is from RefSeq and is a predicted model, not a curated record. Gene Ontology annotation, biological process: protein demethylation. The transcript has 14 exons. Gene Ontology annotation, molecular function: protein methylesterase activity.